AUGCUGAACUUAUUCCAAAUCUUCUUUCUGUUUGUGGUCUUCAGUCAGUUCAUUCUGGGGAUUUGGGGGAAUGGCUUUCUUGGGCUUAUCAAUUGCAUCCACUGGAUCAAGAAUAAAUUUUCCUUAUCUGACUUCAUCAUUAUGAAUCUAGCCUUCUCCAGGAUCUUCCUGCAAUGUGUGGUCGUGUUUGAUGCCACUAUCUUGGUGUUCUAUCAUGAUUUCUAUUAUGGAGUGACAUUAAGUCAGAUUCGUGAAACUAGCUGGACUCUUGGUAACUAUUUAAACAUCUGGCUGUCCACCUGCCUCAGCGUUUUCUACUGCCUGAAGAUUGCCAUUUUCUCCCACCCUGCCUUCCUCUGGCUUAAGUGGAGGAUUUCACAGGUGGUUGCCUGCAUUCUGCUGGGUUGUGUGCUCUUCUUUUUUGUCAGUACAGUGUUACUGAUUCAAAAAUUCAAUGUAUAUUCUGACCUCCUAAAAAUGAGACUCAUUACAAACUACACUGAAAAUGUCAGAAGGAAGGAAAGAGAAUUUUUUGUCUUGCACCAUCUUGGUCUCCUGUUGGCAGUGAUACCAUUCAUUUUAUCCCUGUUCUCUUGUCUCUUACUCAUCCUCUCUCUGAGGAGGCAUAAUAGGAUGCUGCGGCAUCAGGUCAAUGCAACCAGAGAUGUGAGCACUAAGGCCCAUGUGAGAGCCACCAUUGUAAUGUUUUCCUUCCUCUUACUCUUUGUCUUUAAUUUUGCGUUUAUCUUCAUUGGGACAGCAAGCGCUUUCCUGAAAGAUGCCAAGGUGAUAAUAAUGAUUACCUUGUUGGCUGCUCCUGUCUAUCCCUCUGUACACUCAUUUAUCCUCAUUCAGCAAAACAAAAACCUGAGAGAGGCAUUCCUGAAGCUGCUGUGGUUGAAGAAGGGCUGCAUGAAAGAUAGGGGCAGGGAAUCCUUUGCCCACUAG
Trichosurus vulpecula (common brushtail) is the source of this 948-nucleotide messenger RNA. Its product is annotated as taste receptor type 2 member 3-like. The transcript has a single exon. Lineage: Eukaryota; Metazoa; Chordata; Mammalia; Diprotodontia; Phalangeridae. Gene Ontology annotation, cellular component: membrane. Gene Ontology annotation, molecular function: bitter taste receptor activity; G protein-coupled receptor activity. The coding region runs from base 1 to 948 and encodes 315 amino acids. Gene Ontology annotation, biological process: detection of chemical stimulus involved in sensory perception of bitter taste; G protein-coupled receptor signaling pathway; sensory perception of taste. The record is from RefSeq and is a predicted model, not a curated record.